Molecule: messenger RNA, 2308 nt
Organism: Melanaphis sacchari
Lineage: Eukaryota; Metazoa; Arthropoda; Insecta; Hemiptera; Aphididae
Product: homeotic protein female sterile-like
Exons: 9
Coding region: 167-1615 (482 amino acids)
Source: RefSeq, a predicted model, not a curated record
UUAAACUCGCGCAUUAGGAACAAGGUGAUACGUUGUUAAGUCAUCGUCGGUCCUCGUGCUUGAAAUGUGCUAGUGCUGCGAGUGCGCGUUGACGUUAAUAACAUCGACACUGCAACUGAAAACCGCGUUUCCGUUCAAACACUAUCAGAAGAAACCGGUAUUCAAAAUGAUGUUUAAAUACAUGUGUUUGGUUUUGUUCAUAACGUGGUAUCAGUUAGCUGAUUGCCAUCCAGCGAGCUCCAGCGUCAAGUCGCUAGAUUCCAUGGUUGAAAAGGAAUCAGAAGCAUUUUUAUCUGUUGAAGCAGAAGACUCUAGUCAUAAGAAUGUCAGAGACAAAAGGACGAUCGGCUUCUUAAGGCAGCUAUUCCCAAAUCUAUCUAAGAUAGUCGACCAAAAAAUCCAACAAAUCACGCGAUUCGUAUUCCGCAUAAUCGGCCGACUGGUGCUCCGAGGCGCCGGUGGUGGUGCAGGCGCGGGCGCGGGCGCUGGUGGCACCGCAGCCGCCGGUACCGGAAGUGAAGCCGGUGGCAAUGGCGGCCGGCGGAUAUCGAUCACGUUGCCCACGUUCCCGCCGUCCACGGACGACGAUGACGAAGAAUCGCAGACGGAACUUCCGGCGGCCAACGCGUCGCCCACGUCGGCAUCGGACGCUGACGCGUUGGCUUCAAGAAUAGCGGAACCGGCGUCGCCCGAGAUAGCCGCCAUAGACUCUUCGUCGGCCGCGUCCGUAGACUCGGCUGUAGCGGCCAACUCGGCCGUCGAAGUGGCCGUCACCACCGUCGUCCCGGCCACCACCUCUGCCCCGGAAACCACCACCGCCGCCGCCCCCGCCGCCGCCGAAGCAGCAGCCGCCCCGGUCGCCAACGCCGCACCGGCCGCCGGAACAACCACUACCACAGUAGCCGCCGCUAUUGCCGCAGCUGCAACCACCACCGUCAACGCAAUCACGACAAGCUCGCCAACCACUCAAAUGCCAUUGGACUCGGAAAACACUGUCGGCACCGGUAUCGUAAAGAGGACGGCGAGAGAUGUGUCGACGGAUAAUUCGAGCUCGACGAAUAAACGGUCACCGCUCACAGACACUGAUAACGAAGUGUCAUCCGACAACGCUUUGUCGUCGAACGCCGAAGAUGAUGCCCAAGCAGAGACGGUCGCGGACGAAGACCCAAGGAACAAACGGUUCUUGUUCAAUCUGCGAGGAGGAGCCGGCGGUGGAUCUGGCAACUUUUUAUUCGACCUGAUCCGAAGGGGAGCGGACAGAGCAGCUAGGGCUGCCGGUGGUUUCUACAGAGUGGUUGCAGGCACCGACCCAAACACAUUAACACUCGCACAGCCUCUUCAAUAUCCAUCGUUGAUAGCAGGGAGCGGCGCCAAUCAAGACAAAGACGAGUCGACCGACUCGGUGCCGGCCGAAGGUGAAGCCCAGGAGGUGCACGCGGAUGUGAAUGCCAAGGAAGACGGUUACAGCGUCGGUGUGCCCGGGCCACUGACGAGAAUAUUCGUGAUCGCUAACAGAGGCGUUGCCAAUUUGGUCCAAGACUUGAUACUGAGAUUGGCCCAGACCACCGAACGAAUAGUGAACUUCAAAGCCAGAUUAAUUACAUCUCUCAUCUAAACAAAUAUUCAAGUUUGUGUAGUAAAAUGUAAUUUAAUACCUGCGUGUGGCGUAUUUUAGUCAUAACUUAUGAGAUUUAAUCAUUACUUAACUUUGUUUGCACAACCAAAAACCCACGUCGAGUUAUUUUUAUGACUGACACGAUUUUUUAAACUAGGUAUAUUGUGUGUUAUUAUUCUAAAUUUGUGUUUUGCGCAUCAAUCACGUCGUAACACGCACACACACAUUCAAAUAUUUUACAACUAAAUCAAAAUUUACUAAAAUAGCUAAAACAUUAUUAUAUUCAAUUUAUUUUUUUUUCGAAAACAUUGUCCUGUCAACACGAUUAAAUAUUAAAUGUUGAUAACAAUAUCCAUACCCCGCAACGCACACAAUUGAUUUUAAUAAUUACAUUUUUGCAAAACAAGUGCCAAAAUACAAAAAAUAAUUUUAAAACCACCUGGUGAUAUGUUAUCUCACAUGGUUACCAAUUUUUAAUUAAAUUAUACCUACCUACGUCGAGUACUACGAUCAUGUAGAAUAUAAAUCUCAACGAUUUUACCGGCACCUCAUACUAUUAGGUACUUAACUGUAUAGCUGGUGGUUAUCGACAUUAAAACACUGAUUUCAAACUAUUGUAGUAAUUUAAUUAAUCAAUUAAAAAAUCUAAAAUCAAAAUUAUGUAGGUACUCGUAUAUUAUACUUAGUGAUAGG